This is a messenger RNA of Microtus oregoni (creeping vole), 2311 nucleotides long. It is a transcript of the gene Cnrip1, whose product is annotated as cannabinoid receptor interacting protein 1. The record is from RefSeq and is a predicted model, not a curated record. The coding region runs from base 385 to 879 and encodes 164 amino acids. Gene Ontology annotation, cellular component: plasma membrane. The transcript is spliced from 3 exons. NCBI's taxonomy places the organism in Eukaryota, Metazoa, Chordata, Mammalia, Rodentia, Cricetidae. Gene Ontology annotation, molecular function: type 1 cannabinoid receptor binding. Gene Ontology annotation, biological process: negative regulation of signaling receptor activity.
UGCUGAAGGGGAUUGUGGUGCGUAAACAGGAUUAACUCUCUAGCCCCCAGCUGUGCUGAUUUGCGGGGCAGCCUGCCAGUCCAGUCCCCGCGAGCCCUCGCGUGCGUGCAGGGCCCAGCUCGUGGAGCGGGGGGAUGGGGCAGCCAGCUGCCUCCCUGCUGUUUCUGGGGCUGGCUCUGUGGCUGAGUGCGGUGGAGGGCCACAGCCUCACCAACAGCUGCUCAAAAUCUGGGGUGGACGGAGGCGACCGCUCCUAGUUGUGGCCUGCAUCCAUCAGCCCCUUCUUCCUCCCUGCGUGUCCCCUCCGCCCAUCGCACGGCAACAGCUCCCUCCAGCCCGCACUAUCCUUCACCACGGCCACGACUGCCAGCCCCUCUGCCAGCUAUGGGGGACCUACCCGGACUCGUGCGCCUUUCCAUCGCGCUGCGCAUCCAGCCCAAUGACGGCCCUGUUUUCUUCAAGGUAGACGGCCAGCGCUUCGGCCAGAACCGCACAAUCAAGCUGCUCACCGGCUCCUCCUACAAGGUGGAGGUGAAGAUUAAGCCCACAACACUGCAGGUCGAGAACAUUUCCAUUGGUGGCGUGCUUGUCCCACUGGAGCUGAAGUGUAAAGAGCCUGAGGGUGACAGAGUUGUCUACACGGGCAUAUACGAUACAGAAGGAGUAGCUCCUACCAAAAGUGGAGAGCGGCAACCUAUCCAGAUCACCAUGCCGUUCACAGACAUUGGGACCUUCGAGACAGUGUGGCAAGUCAAGUUCUACAAUUACCACAAGCGAGACCACUGCCAGUGGGGAAGCCCGUUCUCUGUCAUUGAGUAUGAAUGCAAGCCCAAUGAGACACGCAGCCUCAUGUGGGUGAACAAGGAGUCCUUCCUCUGAAUACGGCUCCUUACGAUGUGGCUAGACAAUCUCCAGAAAUCUACGUUUAGACAAACCAGCACAAGCCUUAACCAAGGCACGCCACACCAUGGUUGUUUCCCAAUGAUGUCCUAGCCCCAGUUACUUUGAAAGUGUGAUUCCUCUUUGAUAUAGUGACAUAAACGAUGAUGUCACAUCCCUGAAAGUUCUCCUUCCACCCUUCGAUGCUGGUGUUCUUGCAUCCAGCCGCGUUCCAUCAUACUGCCUGCCGGUGUGACUGGAGCUCAGAGGGACUAGCAGCUUUGUCCUAUCCAUGAAGGUUCCACAGAAGGACCAUGGUGUUUUAUUUCCAAAACAACCAAUUCCUCCCUUUUGUGUUCAUUGUCAGAUAAAGUAACAAUGUGCUCGAGUCCCCCAUGUGUGUAUAUUGUAACAUGUAGCAUGCAGUAUUUGUGAACCUCCAAAGCAGACUUUGUGAAAAUGUAACACAGUCAGCAGUGAAUGGGACUCGAAUGCCAUGCUUCCUGUCAACCCCUCCGCUUCCUCAGAGGAAGAAAAUGACAGAAUAAAUUGAUGAAUCUAUAAAGAAACAUUUAUAAUGUAUUAGUAGUCUUUCCAGUAGCAAGGCAUUAUGCUGUGGCCUAGCUGAGAUCAGGAAAAGACAUUAUUGUGGCUUUGGAAGUUUGGGUUACCCUUUGGGCAAGCUACCACAGACCAAGCACACAUAGAGAUGCCACCCUCCAUACCAUUUCAUUUGAGCUCUGUACAGCGUGUAUGGAAUGGUAAUCAACUUUUGCUAUUUCCUAAUAAAGACAUUGAAAAUCACGGCCCAGCUUGAACUCCGAAUUGUGCAACAGUUUCCUAGCAGGCCACUCUCUUUUCUAGGACAGUGCACUCAAAUCUCUCUGCUGAAGGGUAAGGAGAGUGUACUGAGAGUCAACCUUCUAUACCUGUCUAAGUGGUGGCCUCCAGCAAGGUCUAACAUGGCAACAGGAGUUUAAGCAGCUGCUAAACCAUCAGAAUAGGAUUGCUAUUGUCUCUGUUCCUUCCUCAGUAGCAACUACUCCGGUAGUUAGCUGCUUAACUCGAUAGCAAGAGGGCUUCGUGCUACAACAAAGCAUUACAGCAGCAUUGAGAUGUCUUUGCCUGCUCAGAGGUCGUUUCAAGAUGCAUAGCACAAAGUCUGUGCACCUCACGGUUCCAUGGGAGGGGAUCGCCUCUUAAAAUACAAUAUCCUGCCUUCCAUGUUAUCACUCACUUGCCCAGCAAGAAUCCUGUCAUGCUGGGAGGAAGUCAGCUAAAGAUUCUGGUUUUCUGUUUUCGUUUUUUUUUCUACCUAUAAACCUCUCACAUGAGAAUAUAAUGGUCCACACCUGCAAUCCCAGCCUGUGGGAGGAUAAGGCAAGAGGACUGUAAGUUCAAGGAAGCCUGUACUGUAUAGCCAGACCCUGUC